CGGCCGCUCUCUCCGGGUUUCCCCCCGACCGGUGACCGCGGCGAGAUAGGCUGCGGCCAGAUGUGGGGCGGGAGAACGGGUGCCUUGCUCCGGGUGUGGGGGCUGUGGCCGGCAGGGAUCCUCGGAAGGAGACCGCUAAGCUGCAAUGCUGCGUCUCUGGCGGGAAGCAAUUCCCCCCAGUGUUGGAACUGCGGCGGCCCAGGGGGCCCCAUGCGGGGGCACGAGUUCUUCUGCCCACAGUGCCGCGCGCUGCAGCCACCUGACCCCACUCGAGAUUACUUCAGCCUCAUGGACUGCAACCGUGCCUUCAGAGUUGACACAGCAAAGCUCCACACUAGGUACCAGGAACUACAGCGUCUUGUCCACCCUGAUUUCUUCAGCCAGAGGUCUCAGACUGAAAAGGACUUCUCGGAGAAGCAUUCAACCCUGGUGAAUGAUGCCUAUAAGACCCUUCUGGCUCCCCUGAGCAGGGGACUAUACCUUCUAAAGCUCCAUGGAGUAGAGAUUCCUGAAGGGACAGAUGAUGAAAUGGACAGGCAAUUCCUCAUGGAAAUAAUGGAAAUGAAUGAAAAACUUGCAGAAGCUCAAAGUGAAGCUGCCAUGAAAGAGAUUGAAUCUAUCGUCAGAGCUAAACAGAAAGAAUUGACUGACAGUGUGAGCAGAGCUUUUGAACAAGAUGAUUUGGAAAAAGCCAAGGAAAUGUUAACAAAGAUGAGAUACUUUUCAAAUAUAGAAGAAAAGAUCAAGUUAAAGAAGAUUCCCCUCUAAUGAUUACUAGUUUAAACUUUCCAAAAAAAAAGUUUCAAAAAUAAAGUUCUUGUAUAUUUC
Messenger RNA from Odobenus rosmarus divergens (Pacific walrus), 828 nucleotides. It is a transcript of the gene HSCB, whose product is annotated as HscB iron-sulfur cluster co-chaperone homolog (E. coli). Gene Ontology annotation, cellular component: mitochondrion. Bases 61 to 768 code for a protein of 235 amino acids. Gene Ontology annotation, molecular function: ATPase activator activity; protein-folding chaperone binding. The record is from RefSeq and is a predicted model, not a curated record. Gene Ontology annotation, biological process: protein complex oligomerization; [2Fe-2S] cluster assembly. Lineage: Eukaryota; Metazoa; Chordata; Mammalia; Carnivora; Odobenidae. The transcript has 6 exons.